GAGCCAUUCACUGUUGCGAUUAAAUACAAAAAAAGAAGCAUUUCGCUAAGACAUUGUUUAUUUAAUUGUUUGCCGCUUAGCUAAAUAAAAUAUCAUGGCUGAUGACGACCGUGAUGAUCAGAAGGAGUACCGCUGGGAGACGGGCUACGAGAAGACAUGGGAAGCCAUCAAGGACGACGAGGAUGGACUGCUGGAUGGGGCCAUUGCGGAUAUUAUCCAGAAGGCCAAGCGCCAACGGCAGGCGCAAAAGACAAAACAGAAUCGGCUGGGAAUGAUGCGGCAUCUCUUCCUCAUACUCGACUGCUCCGAGUCGAUGAGUGUGCCCGACCUGAAGCCCACGCGGCUGCGUUGCACCCUCAAGCUGCUGGAUCAGUUCAUCGAGGAGUUCUUCGAUCAGAAUCCCAUUAGCCAGAUGGGCAUUAUUGCCCUGAAAGCGAAGCGAGCGGAGAAAAUAACCGAAUUGACGGGCACUUCGCGUGUGCAUCUCAAGGCACUGGAAAGCCUGGCAAAUGUGCCGCUGACCAGCGAGCCAUCGCUGCAGAACGGCCUGGACUUGGCAUUGAAGACCCUCAAAGUUGUGCCCUCGCACGCAUCGCGGGAGAUUGUCAUCGUGAUGGGCUCCCUGACCACCUGUGAUCCAGUGGACAUAAAUCUAACCAUCGAUGAGCUGAAGAAGGAGGGCAUACGCUGUUCGGUCAUCUCAUUGUCUGCAGAGAUUCACGUCGCUCGCUAUCUAACCCAACAGACAAGAGGCACUUUCGGCGCUGUCCUGGACGAUGCACAUUUUCGGGAUCAACUGAUGUCGCAGGUGGAUCCGCCGCCUGCGGCCAAGACACAGCACAACUCGCUCAUUCGCAUGGGCUUUCCGCACACCAAGAACGAGGUGGAGGGCAAGGAUGCACCGCUCUCGAUGUGCAUGUGCCACAUAGAGAAUCUGGAGGAGCCCAGCGAGCUCUGCACCACCGGCCACCACUGUCCGCAGUGCAAUAGCAAGUACUGCGAACUGCCCGUCGAGUGUCAGUCGUGUGGCCUCACUCUGGUCUCGGCGCCACAUCUCGCCCGCUCGUACCAUCAUCUGUUCCCCGUGCCCAACUUUGAGGAAAUUCCAUUCGAGUCGCUGCCGAAAGCCUCGGAACGCACCACGGAAUGCUACGCUUGCAUGAAGCUCUUUGGCCCACUGGCAGACAAGACGGUGUUCAAGUGCGGCUUCUGCAAGCAGCUGUUCUGCCUCGAUUGUGAUAUCUUCAUACACGACACGCUGCACGCCUGCGUGGGCUGCAACACCAUACCCGGCGUCGAUGGAUUGGUCUACCAACAGAGCAGCAAGACCGUCGCGGAUGAUGUGCAUGCCGGAACGUCCAAGCAUCGUGGACAGUUUAGCAUCUAGCUAGCCAUUUGCAUCUCCGAUCAUCUGCACUGUAAAUAGUUACUAAAAACCAACAACAACUCCAUCGUAGCAUAGGGCGAAUAAUAUACACCGAUUCAGUUCAAUUCCA
Molecule: messenger RNA, 1496 nt
Organism: Drosophila guanche
Lineage: Eukaryota; Metazoa; Arthropoda; Insecta; Diptera; Drosophilidae
Gene: Ssl1
Product: general transcription factor IIH subunit 2
Exons: 3
Coding region: 95-1387 (430 amino acids)
Biological process (GO): DNA-templated transcription; regulation of transcription by RNA polymerase II; nucleotide-excision repair
Cellular component (GO): transcription factor TFIIH holo complex; transcription factor TFIIH core complex
Molecular function (GO): zinc ion binding
Source: RefSeq, a predicted model, not a curated record